AAGUGGUGUGAGGGGGAGGGGGGGACCGUAGUUCCCCAGGCCAUGGCGCCAUCGUGCCCCUGCGAUGCCCUCCGAGAAAGGCUCCGGACAGAAGUCGGCCACAUGCAGAGACCCCGCAGAGUCAAGGCUGUCAUACCGUCCGGGCUGGCAGUGACGUAGCUUACCUGCUCUCUCCUCCCCUCCUUCCGACUUCUUCUUUCCCUUCCGUUCUUAUGCUCUCCUCCCUGGACAUCUCUUCCUUCGUAACUCUAUCCCCCACUACUGUCUGAACAUUCUUCGGUGUGCGGACUUGCGAGGCUUGCACCAUUUCUACCAUCGUAUUAUAUACACUGUACAGCCUAUCCCACACGCCUUUUCUCCCUCUGGCUACACCGUCCGUCAUGGCGAAAUUCGUCUUUGCCAAUUCGUCACAAAAGGUCCCCGGAGAUGGCAUCCUCCCCGCCGAGUUCGUAAUCAAGGCAGGCCCGGAGACCGACGUCUGGGCGAAGCCUCCCUCCACGGAAUCGUUCAACGCCCCGAUCCUAUAUCGAAGUGUCCCCUUGGCUUCCUUCAAGCGAGUCCGAGUCGCCUUCAAUGCGCUGUGGCAGCAAAAAUACGAUCAGGGUGGUCUCAUCCUCGUUCUCAACGGGGCGGACGGGUCCCGUAAAUGGGUCAAGACCGGCAUCGAGUUCACACACAGCCGGCCUCAUCUCAGUACCGUUUCCAAGGACCGGUGGGCGGACUGGAGUCUGCAGCCGGUCCCUUCGGGUGGCGGGGCGGCGACAUUGGAGCUCGUCAGAGAGUCGGACAACAGCUUGUGGAUCUAUCUGGUGGAAGGCAUUCAAAAGUCUCCCCUCCGCGAGGUGACCUGGGUCUUUGAGGAGCAGGAUGUGAAGGAUCUCUGGGUUGGACUUUAUGCCGCCAGGCCUAGCAAAGAGGGGGGUGAGCUAGACGUGAACUUCGGCCAUCUGAUUGUGGAUACGACCGACUGAAUAGACGAGAUGGCGAUGCCGACAUGAACCAUCAGAUACGACCAUGCUGUUUUGCCUCUUAUUAUUAUUAUCAUCAUCAUUUAGGGGGGUGGAGGAAGAGGAACCCACGUUGGACAAAGCUAUGGUAGACCUGCUGCUUGGAACGGUGCAUGUUGAUAGCGAGAAAAUCGGGACAAAAUGAGGACACCGGACCUAGACAUUGCAAAGCUUCGAAGCCAC
Aspergillus steynii IBT 23096 is the source of this 1190-nucleotide messenger RNA. RefSeq lists its product as uncharacterized. The transcript has a single exon. The record is from RefSeq and is a predicted model, not a curated record. NCBI's taxonomy places the organism in Eukaryota, Fungi, Ascomycota, Eurotiomycetes, Eurotiales, Aspergillaceae. The coding region runs from base 381 to 971 and encodes 196 amino acids.